AUGUCAUCUUUGCCGAGUAAUCCAACAGGACCAAGUAGCACAGCUGAUGAGAAUGAGGUUGCCAUUUUGGAUUCGGAAAAGGAAGAGGUGAAGGAAGAUGAUUCGUGUAAGAAACCUAGGGAAAAGAAAUUAACAUCUAAGGUAUGGUUUGAUAUGGAUAGAGUUAAGACUGCUACUGGUAUUCUUGCCAUAUGUAAGCAUUGUAAAAAAAAAAUGGCCGGGGAUAGCUCAUGCAGGACAAGCCAUUUGAAAAAACACAUAGAUAAUUGCAUUGCUAGAAGACAUAGGAGUGGAGGGCAGCAAGUACUUCAAUUGGCUAAAAAUGCUUUGGAUGAUAAAGUUAAAGUUCAAACUUUCAAGUUUGAUCAAGAGAGAAGUAGAAUGGAUUUGGCUAGAGCUAUAAUAAAACACAACUAUCCUUUUAACAUAGUUGAGCAUGAGUACUUUGAGAUUUUUCUGAAUAAUUUGGAGCCAAAUUUUAAGCUGGUUUCUCGAAAUACAGCCAGGGCAGAUGUGAUUAGUGUUUAUAAAGAAGAAAAGGCAGAAUUGUACAAGUAUUUGGAUGAUUUUGAUGGUAAGAUAAGUCUAACUACUGAUCUUUGGACAUCAGAUCACCAAAAUUUUGCCUAUGCCUGUUUGACAGCUCAUUAUGUCAAUGAACAUUGGGAAUUGAAAAAGAAAAUUAUUGCUUUUAAAUCUGUUCCAUAUCCUCAUGAUGGUGAAACAUUAGUUAGAUUUAUUUCUGAUAUCAUCUUGGAAUGGAACAUUGAUAAGAAGCUGACCUCUGUUGUUGUUGAUAAUACAUCUUCAAAUGAUUCAAUGGUUAAAUGUUUGAAAUCAUGGCUAUUGGAUAAGUCAUUGCUCAAUUUAGGAGGUGAUCUUUUUCAUGUUCGAUGUAGUGCACAUAUUCUUAAUUUGAUUGUGCAAGAUGGGUUAGCUAUUGUUGGAAAAUUGCUUCAUAAGAUUCGAGAGACCUUAAAGUACUUGAAAAGGUCUACUUCUUUUUAUCAAAAGUUUGAGAAUGCAAUUAAUCAAUGCAAGCUGAAAAAUAAAAAAAGAGUGGGUAUAGAUAUUCAAAAUAGAUGGAAUUCUACAUUCUUGAUACUUGAGACUGCUUUGCCUUUGAAGGAAGCUUUUUGUCGUUUAGAACAAAUGGACAGAAAUUACAAGUUCAAUCCUUCAGAAAAUGAUUGGAAAGUGGCUAGUGUUGUUCAUGGUUGUUUGAAAAAAUUUUAUGAAGCCACAUGUCAUUUUAGUGGUUCUAAUUUUCCCACAUCAAAUGUUUUCUUUCCCGAUAUAUGUAAUCUUCGUAUUAAGAUGAGGCAAUGGGAAGUUAGUGAGCAUGAUUUUAUUCGAGAAAUGGCUAUUCCAAUGAAAGCAAAAUUUGAGAAAUAUUGGGAAGAAUGUUCUUUGGUGCUAGCUAUUGCUGUGGUGUUUGAUCCUAGAUUUAAGUUGGCUUUAGUAGAGUAUUAUUACAAUGAUCUUUAUGGAGAAGGUGGUGAAAGAUAUGUGGAUAGAGUUCGUAAUGCUAUUGCUAACUUGUUUGUUGAAUAUGGAGGUGACCUUACUCCGUUUUUGAGUUAUGUUGGAGAUAAUAUAGGAGAAGGGACUUCUAGUUGUGGUAACAAAAAUAUAGAUGCAGAAGAUGAUGAUGAUAAGUUGUCUGAUUUUGACAAAUGGUAUCAGCAAUCAUGUUCUUCUACUAUUCUUGCUAGCCAAAAAUCUGAAUUGCAAUCAUACUUGGACGAGCCUGUAUUUCCAAGAAAAGAUAAUUUUGACAUAUUAGGUUGGUGGAAGGCAAACAGUCUAAAAUUUCCUAUUUUUAGCAAGAUGGCUCGUGAUAUUCUUGCAAUUCCAGCUACUACUGUGGCAUCGGAAUCAGCAUUUAGCGUUGGCGGAAGGGUAAUUGAUGAGACUUGUGCUGCCUUGCUUCCUGAUGUGGUCGAAGCUUUGAUAACGACGGGAGAUUGGUUACCUUUGAAAAAGAAAAGAAGUUGCAUCGAGUCGGGUCAUCUUGGGUGGACGAACUCCCCAACGUGCUAUGGUCCUACCGAACCACCUGAGAUCCGCUACACAGGAAACCCCGUUUUCUUUAACCUACAGUCCGAGGCAAUGGUCCCGGCUGAAUUCAUCACCCCGAACCCGAGCAUAGACGCCUUUGCAGCCGAGGUUAAUGAAGAAGGGAGAAGAGUAGAUCUUGACUUCAUCGAGAAAAAGAGGGACGCCGCAACAGCUAGAGUCGCAUUGUAUAAAAACAUCCUGACUAGCUACUAUAACGCUCGAAUUAGACACCUGCGGUUCAGCCCGGCGGACCUUGUUCUAUGA
This is a messenger RNA of Coffea arabica (coffee), 2325 nucleotides long. Its product is annotated as zinc finger BED domain-containing protein RICESLEEPER 2-like. Lineage: Eukaryota; Viridiplantae; Streptophyta; Magnoliopsida; Gentianales; Rubiaceae. Gene Ontology annotation, molecular function: protein dimerization activity; DNA binding. The record is from RefSeq and is a predicted model, not a curated record.